CCAAAGAUGCUUGGGGUCUUCAGCGGCGCAGUGGUGAGCCCACCGGAGGAGCUCAUCCGAGCCGGCCACCGCACCCCGACGGCGAAGAAGACCGCAGACAAGCUCCUCGAUGCCUUCCUCAAGAACAACCCAUCCUCCGUUGCCAUCAACAUCGGCAGCGCUGCACGUAUCUCCUACAACCAUCAAAACCAGUCCCUGCUACAACCAAGGUCGUUCGCUGUGAGCGACGAGAUAUUUUGCUUGUUCAAGGGGACGCUGGAGAACCUGCCGAGCCUGAAACACGAUUACGGUCUGGGGAAGAAUGCAAGCGAGGUGGUGCUGGUGAUGGAGGCGUAUCGGGCACUGCGAGACCGCGCUCCUUACCCCACAAACCUCAUGCUCGCUCACCUCGUAGGCAAUUUCGCCUUCCUCGUCUUCGACAACGUCACCUCGACGGUGUUCGCGGCAUCGGACGGAGAUGGUAAGGUGCCCUUGUUCAUGGGGAUAACCGCCGAUGGCUAUCUAGCUUUCUCCGAUGACACCGAGGAACUCAGAAGUGCAUGCGGGAAAUCAUUGGCAUCAUUUCCGCCAGGGUGUUUCCUGUCGACGUCCACUGGACUCAGGAGCUAUGAGCAUCCGAAGAACAAGGUCACUGCUUUGCCGGCGAUGGAGGAGGAGAUUUGGGGCACAACCUUCAAGGUAGCAUGGGACUGUUCGAUUUGCCACAGGAAACAAAACAAUAGGCUCUUCCUAAAUAGCAUAAGUAGAUCGAUUGAUUCAACUAAAUGGAUUGCAGGUUGAGAGACCAUAUUUACGAGCGAGAGAGAGGAGUGAGACAUGACCAUGGGAAGGGCCUCAAUGUCUCAAUGGCCAACAGAUACAUCCUCCAAACGCCAGUAAUAAAUAUGGCUACUAAGAAUUAUGUAGUGUACCUAAGAAUAAUAUAAUACCGUAAAAGAUUGAUACGUUUAGAAGAGCAGAAGCAGCUUUGACUCGACUGACGCUUCACUGUCAAAGUAGCAUUGGCACGUGAAAGUUCACUGUAUCAGCUCCCCUGUUUGACAGAGACGGAGAGCUCGACGACCAUCCAUAUACAAGGAGCACCAAAAGAUCUCAGCAGCAGCGCAGCAUUAAAGAACUCCACCACCAACCUUGGCUUGGAGACAAAGUCCGAGCUCACGAUGUGGGGAACAGAGAGCAUAACAUGCGGUACAACACCAGCCAUGCUUUUUUUCCCCCUCGGGCAUCAUCAACACAAGCAUCCACCAAGAAUGGAAGACAGCUUUGAGGGAAUAAGGACAAGCGACCAGUCUUCGAACGCACAGUUUCCAUGGCGAACGCAUUGCAAUAGCCGAACGAAAGCAAGACUAUGUUUUAGAGAAAAAGACCAACAUGCAAUGACAAGGAAAAGUCUUCUUCUUGGGGGCGGCUCUUACAGCUCCGGAAAAACCCAAGAAGUCUUCACUCACGAAACAAAAUUGAACGAAAAUCUCGAAAAACACAUCUAUCUCUUUCUUGCUGAGAUAAAUAAUGGUAGCAGUGAUGCUGGGGACUAAGCUGCAAAAUCUUCACGCUGUCAUAGAUCGAAUUCCAUCAACUGGCUGAGGGCCUCGAGGCUGGGAAAAUCAUCGCCGACGAUGUCGUCAUCAAAGACGGGGAGGCACUCGAGCGGCACGAACUCCUCGUCGAGCAGCACCGACUCGAGAAACGGGUCCGACUCGAAGGGGAACGCCGACUCCAACGAGAAGGGGGACGCCAGCUGUUGCUCCAUCAAGAGCUCCGAGAAGCACCGCUCUGCUCCUGCCGGGGCGGUCUUCUCGGGCGACACCUGGCUAUACUCCGCGAUGGCGGAUGCGGAGAUGUCGAGCACGGAUGAGGGAGAGGGGGGCGCCGCCACAGCCACGGCGUCGGAGUGCAUCGAGACACAGGAUGACGUGGAGGUGGUGGUGGAGUUGGAGGACACGUCGGCCGCGAGGAUUUUCUUCUCAGACUGAAAGCGGCGCGCAGCAGCCGCGUAAGCUGCGGCGGCUGCCUCCGCGGUGUCGUAAGUGCCGAGCCAAAUCCUGACGCCGCGGAUGGGGUCACGGAUCUCGGCCGCCCAUUUCCCCCAAGGACGCUGCCUGACCCCCUUAAACUUGACGGGGGAGGUGCCGGAAGUCGAAUUCACCGAGCCGAGUGUUAUGACCUUCGGCCUCCGGGAGUUUUUGGGUUUCCUUCCGCUGCUCUCCUCCGACGAGGCUUGCAAGAGCGACAAAGGGAAUGUGGGAAGCACCGAGAACUCGUGAAUCGCCCUCUUCUUUCGGCAGGAGUAGUUCAUCCCCUCGUCGUCGCUCGACUCCGUGGCGUCGGGAUCGUCGAAGACGACGCGGAUUCUUCUUGCGAGUAGUCUGGAUUGGAGUUUGGAAGCGGCAUCGGUUCGGUGGCGUUGCUUCUUCCCCCUCCUCCUCAGCGGCUUAUGAUGCUGUUUCCCACACAAGCGCUCACAGGGCGUCAUUUCUCCUCUCAAAAUCGAAAAAAAAAAAACGAAAAAAAAAACGAAAA
Molecule: messenger RNA, 2520 nt
Organism: Musa acuminata AAA Group (dessert banana)
Lineage: Eukaryota; Viridiplantae; Streptophyta; Magnoliopsida; Zingiberales; Musaceae
Product: stem-specific protein TSJT1-like
Exons: 4
Coding region: 7-780 (257 amino acids)
Source: RefSeq, a predicted model, not a curated record